This is a messenger RNA of Aegilops tauschii subsp. strangulata, 740 nucleotides long. Its product is annotated as TPD1 protein homolog 1B-like. NCBI's taxonomy places the organism in Eukaryota, Viridiplantae, Streptophyta, Magnoliopsida, Poales, Poaceae. The record is from RefSeq and is a predicted model, not a curated record. Gene Ontology annotation, biological process: cell fate determination.
GUACUCCGUCCACACAGGGCUGUGAAGAGAGAAUUAGAUCAGCCUCGGGGCUAGAACAGGAAGGCGCCAUGGCAUGCUUUCGGAGUCGUUCAAGAGCUGCGGCCGUGGUCGUUGUCACCAUGCUCCUGCUCCAAGCUUGCAGUGAAGUUUCAGCAUCUUCCUCGCCGCAGUUCCGCAAGAUGUUGGUCAGCGUCAAUGCAUCUUCCAUGUCAUCGAGCGGCGGCGGAGGCCACUCGGCGGAGCCGUUGGAGCUGGAGGAGUGCUCGAAGGACCUCCUGGAGGUUUUUCAGAACAACGCGCCGAGCAUGGCCGGCGGCAUGCCGACCUACAGCGUCGAGAUCACCAACACCUGCAUCGACUGCGCCGUGUGCGACGUCCACAUCGCAUGCGGCGACUUCGCCUCAAAUGACGUCAUCGACCCAGACAAGUUCCGCCGCCUCGGUUUCAACGACUGCCUCGUCAAUGGCGGCGGGUCCAUCGAGCCCAGCUUCCCUGUGUCGUUCCAGUACGGCAACUCCUUUCCCUACCCGAUGACAGUCGCGUCCGCCUCCUGUGACUGUAACUAGCUAUAUAUGGCUAGGGUACGAAUGAAGCUAUCUAUUUUCGUUACAAAUAAAAUCAAGUAGAGCUCGGCUACCGGCUUGUGGUCUAAUCUUACUUCUGGAGCUACUGUUAUCUACUACUCCCUCCGUCCGGAAAUACUUAUUAUCAAAAUAAAUAAAAUGUGAUGUAUCUAGAUA